AUGCAUCAACCCUCUGCUUCACCAUCUUUCCUUCACUUUCUCCUCACAAUCUCAUUGAUUUCAAUUCAAAUCCCAACAAUUCUAUGCGGUAACGAACUGCGAUAUGUAAACUGUAGUGAGGAUUUUUCAUGUGGAAGCAUCAAAGGCAUCAAGUACCCUUUCUGGGGUGCAAAUCGUGCAGACUACUGUGGCAACCCCGGGUUCGAGCUUGAGUGUCUAGACAGCGUCCCACUGAUUACAAUGGUGACAGAAAAAUAUCGAAUUCUCGAUAUUAAUCUCCAGCGACGGGGUCUGGUAGUGGCUAGAGAUGAUUACUGGAAUGAUAUAUGUCCGGUACACUUGGUCAAUACCACCCUAGAUUUCUCUCUCUUCAGCUAUUCCUUUGGGCUCCGAAACCUGACACUAUUCUAUGGUUGUACUUACGUAUCAGGGCCUAUAUUAGGUCAGUAUGACUGUGGCAUAAACAGUACUAAUACCAACCUUUUCUAUGUGACAAAAAAUUUAACGACUGAGCCACCAUUGAGGAUGACUUGCAAUAACACAGUCAUUUUACCGGUCUUUGAAGGGACUGCUCUGGCUCUGGAGACCAAUAGAACGGGUCUUGGCGCAGCGAUAGAUGGGGGUUUCGAAUUGCAGUGGAAUGUAGAUAAUAGUGAGCAAUGCAGUACAUGUGUGAAAUCUGGUGGGGAGUGUGGGUAUAAUAAGACUGAUAAUCAAUUCACUUGCUUUUGCCAUGAUCAAUCGUACCCGAGUGCAUGUCUGACCAGGCCAGAUAAUCAAGAAUAUGCAGCAUGUGACAACUUAUUUCAGUGCGCAAACAUUUCAAACCUCGGCUAUCCUUUCUCAGGGCAGACCCGGCCAUCGUACUGUGGCCACCCAGGUUUCCAGCUGAAUUGUCAAGGCUCUGUCCCGCUUAUCACAAUCCUGUCAAUGGAUUACCGAGUCCUGGCAAUUGAUAACCAGACACAGACUCUAACAGUUGCUAGAGAAGAUAUGUGGAACAAUAACUGUCCCACUCUUCUCUAUAACACCACCAUGGAUUUCACCAUCUUCAAGUAUGCUUCCAAUCAACAGAACGUGAGUCUGCACUAUGAGUGCACCGGACUUCCGGGUCAAACGCCAUCACUUCCAAACCAGUUUGAUUGCCCUGGAAACGGCACCACCAGCAGCAUCAGCUAUUUCGUCAUGGGAGAUACAUCGAACUCUAACAUUAACUUGGUGACAUGCAAUAGCAGCGUUCUUGUUCCUGUCAAUCCAGUCUCGACUCUGGCUUUAUCGAGCCCUUCGGCUUCCAUGAUUAACCUAAGAGCAGCUCUUGCCGGUGGUUUUCAAUUGCAGUGGGAUGCAAAUGAUACUAACUGUAAACAAUGCAUCCAAUCACGUGGGCUAUGCGGUUCAUCCAAUUCGGAUUCCACAUCCUUUGCUUGUUAUUGCGCAGAUGGACCUUAUCCACUUACAUGUAAUAACACUCAACCUGGAACUGGGAGAUGUGGAGGAAAAUGGGCCUCGGCGGAGAAGAGAUUGAAGAAAGAUGGUUUGACAUACUUUCUUGCCUAG
Messenger RNA from Ilex paraguariensis (yerba mate), 1557 nucleotides. The record is from the annotation of a GenBank genome assembly. Lineage: Eukaryota; Viridiplantae; Streptophyta; Magnoliopsida; Aquifoliales; Aquifoliaceae.